Desarmillaria tabescens is the source of this 2302-nucleotide messenger RNA. Its product is annotated as Six-hairpin glycosidase. The transcript is spliced from 10 exons. The record is from RefSeq and is a predicted model, not a curated record. NCBI's taxonomy places the organism in Eukaryota, Fungi, Basidiomycota, Agaricomycetes, Agaricales, Physalacriaceae. Gene Ontology annotation, biological process: carbohydrate metabolic process. The coding region runs from base 243 to 2234 and encodes 663 amino acids.
CUUUACUCGAUCGACUACGUGCUCUACUGCUCAUGUACUCCGUCAAUUCCAUAUUUGUGUCCUGAUCCAUCGUGUGCUUCCAUACCUGCAAGGAUUAUACCAACAUUAUUCCGAUUCUGUUACCGGAGAUCGUUUUAUGCCCCGAGUAACUCAGCAUUAUAUCCUUACAUUCGCUCUCGCUCUCGCUCUCGGUCGAAGGGGAUGCUAUUUAAUUCCUAGCUGAAGUGCUCAAAUGCGCACCGAUGAACAUCGACCUCAUCCGCCGUAUGCUGCUCUAUUUCCUUCUUCUUCCUACUGUCUUCGCGCACGCUCCAGGUGGUCCUUGGGAUGCAUUCAAUUACGCACCCAAAUCCAGGAUCGUCUACCCACGCGACAUAUACAAAAUCGCAGGCUACGUGUCUGGUGCUGGGAAUCUGGUAGGGAAUACAGGCAGUGCGACGCUAUCUCCAGAUUCAUGGUUCACGCUGGACUUUGGGAUCGAGGUCGGGGGACUUGUUUCGCUCAACUUUGACGCCGUCGACAAUACAUCUUCAGUUUCUCUUUCUUUCACAGAGUCACCAGCCUUUGUCAACCCGCUCACUUCAGACGACUCUUCACCCGAUACGGACUACGAUGGCGUUUUCACAGUUUCUGCACCAUUACCAAAGGGAUAUUGGUCCCAGCCUUCCUAUUCCCUACGUGGAGGUUUUCGAUAUCUGACCAUCGCCUCUCACUCGGAGACACCUCUCGAAAUCUCCAAUGUCUCUUGUGCUAUUUCAUUCAUGCCUCACGUCGACGAUUUGAGAGCUUAUACAGGUUACUUCUAUUCUUCGGAUCCUGUGUUCCACGAUCCGGAUUUCUUGACGAAAGUAUGGUAUGCCGGUGCGUACACGGUUCAGACGAACACCAUUCCCGUCGACACGGGUCGACCGGUUCCAUUAGCUGCGGCUGGGAGUUGGCUCAAUAAUGCGACCAUUGGGGUCGCAGGCCCUAUACUUGUCGAUGGUGCAAAACGUGAUCGCACAGUAUGGCCUGGUGAUAUGGCCGUCUCAGUCCCUACCCAAUUCGUCUCUACGUUCGAUUUGAUCCCGACCAGAAACUCGUUGUCCACUAUGUUCUCUCUUAUGAAUCCUGAAACAGGCAUGUUACCGUAUUGUGGUCCUCUCCUCGGUCUGGAAGGAUCGGACACUUAUCACGGCUGGACUCUCAUCGGAGCGCACAGCUACUAUCUUUAUUCCGGGGACGAUGAUUGGCUUAGUAUCGUCUGGACUAAUUACACUCGGGCUGUUGCUUACUUGGAAGGCAAAGUAGACAGCACCGGGUUAAUGAACGUCACCGGUAUGGACAGUUGGGCUCGUGUAGGUGGCGGUGGAUACAACGCAGCGGGAAAUGCGAUCCUUUACAAGGUUCUUUUGACUGCAUCAGAUUUAGCUAAUUACAUUGGCGACAAAUUCCUCUCCGCAGCUUGGGGAGCAAAUGCUACCGCGCUCAAAGUAAAGUACAACGAGGCAUUUUGGGUGGAAAGUGCUGGAAUGUAUCGAGACAAUUUGACGACCAUGCUUUACCCCCAGGAUGCUAACUCGCUCGAUGUUCUUUAUAAUCUGACUCUUUCGGAUGAUCAGAAGGCCGCUGUAAGCGAAGGACUAGGAAAUAAUUGGAACGAUUUAGGACCAGUAUGUCCGGAGCUCCCCGAUACAAUCUCACCGUUUAUCAGCGGCUUUGAGCUGCAAGCUCAUUUUGAAGCCGGCCAGGAUGACCGAGCGCUGGACCUUCUACACCGGGAAUGGGGAUACAUGUUGUAUACCAACCUGUCUGUACAAAGCACCUUACUCGAAGGUUUUACGUCCAACGGUUCUCUUUGGUAUCGAUCUUACAUCGGUUACAAUUAUGACGCUGCAUAUACCUCGCAUGCGCAUGGAUGGUCCGCCGGGCCUACCUCUGCUCUUACUUUUUAUGUCCUUGGAUUGACCAUCACGUCACCCCGGGGUGCUACUUGGUCUGUUAAUCCACACAUAAACGGCGGACUUCCUGGCGCUGAGGGGGGCUUUGAAACCUCGCUUGGAUGGUUUGGUGUAAGAUGGACGUUACGCGACAACCAGUUCUUCAUGGAGAUUGAUACCCCGGGGGGAACCAGUGGUCGAGUGAAACUGCCGAGGGAAGGCUCUGUCACGGUUGAUGAAGUUGCUGUUGAUGUCGGUACGGACGGGGAGAUUGCCUUGAACGGAGGGAAACAUAGCAUAGCUAUUUUUUGUUAGUUAUUUCUGUGUCCAAUCCAAAGGCCUACUUGUCGAAAGUGGUGCAAUUGAAUAUAUGCUUCAUGGGA